Messenger RNA from Plenodomus lingam JN3, 1566 nucleotides. Lineage: Eukaryota; Fungi; Ascomycota; Dothideomycetes; Pleosporales; Leptosphaeriaceae. The record is from RefSeq and is a predicted model, not a curated record.
AUGCACAUGCAAUUCCAGUUGCCGGGCAGAAGACGCAGGCACAGGACAACAUGGAUCGAAUGGGUCCUCGUUCACAAGAGUGCUCGGUCGGGUGGAGAGCUGAAAGCUGUGAUGGAAGACUCAGAUCGAAAGCGACAUUGCUGGCAAUGUCGUCGAAGCUGUGUAGUCUGCGACUUUACACAACCAGGAUGUCAGAGGUGUUCUGCAGCUGGCGUCUCAUGCCCUGGAUACAGCGAUAUUGAACCCAGAAAACUGAAGUGGCUCGCACCUGGAAAAGUUCUAUCCCGAAAUCACAAAGCGAACAAAGCUCACCUGGUUAGAAAAUCAACCACGAUCGCGACCGCUUCAGCGCAAGCUGUUGAGCCAAAGAUAUCAGAUUGGAACAUGCGAUACAACGCAUGCAUCUUAGAAGAUCUGACCCCAAUACACGAACUUGGGAGACAUCCUUACAUACACCAUGUCUCUCCUGAGCGCCUGAAGGAGGCCAUAUUAGUCCCGGAGUUUCUAAGAUCUGGCCUUAUCUGUAUGACCCUGAACCACCGAAUGAACAGACUUGGCAUAAGGUCCAAUCCGGGAGCAACCGAUUUAGUUGAAAAAUAUUACAUACACUGGGGCAUCACGAUUCGUUCACUUAGUGAGCAGUUCAACGUGGAAAACAAGCGCACGAGUGAUGUUGUCAUUGCGGGCAUCCUGACCAUCUUACUCGGUGAUAUUCAGAACGGCGCUCAAGUCUCGUGGCUUCAUCACCUUGAUGGAAUUCACAAGCUUGUCAGCUUGCGUGGCGGGUUCCGUGCAUUGGCCCCAUCACAACGCCUGGCCCCGUUGUUGAAUUGUCUCUGGUUCAUUGGAAUUAUCACAAAUACGACAUGUCCGGCGUCUUACCUCAACUUGUCAACAAUUUCGCAUUUCGAAGCCUCGGACUUUAUGCAAGAACACUACAGCUUUGCAUCAACACCAACGCAGAUGUUUCCACCCCAGUUGUUAGCUGAAGUUUCCAAGAUCAAUUAUCUUCGCCUACAAGCUAAGAGCAAGAAGGAAUAUAGGGAUGAACAUCUCUCCAAGGACGCUUACAACAUACUGGAGAGUAUUGAAGCAUUCUCUCCGGAAGAGUCAGCACAAUCCAAGUUCUCGUCAAAAGAAGAUUGGAUGCGCAUUGGUACUGUGUACAGAUCUGCAACGGCCCUUUACUGCAUUCUCUCACUACAGAGCGUAUCGGUGUUACCCGAAGAUUCGGCGCUGAGGACAAGAUGCGUUAUCCAUGGUCAGGUUCUGCUGCGUCACCUUCCAGAAAGUCUGUCAUCUGCAAGAACUAAGAGGUUCAUGCUCUGGCCACUGGUGCUGCUCGGUGUGGAGGCGGUUCACAGUGACAUGGCGACUCGUGCCUUCGUCUCAAAGCAACUGCCAGAGCUGAGUCGUUCUGUCGGCACAUCCAUACCCCUAACAGCCCAGAGUGUGCUUGAGUCAUUCUGGGCAUCUGGUCUCAAGCUUUGGGAUGCCUGUUUUGACAGGCCAUAUCCUUUCACGAUGCAGAUUGCCGUGGACGUUAGCCAAGUAUCAACACCGUGA